Panicum virgatum (switchgrass) is the source of this 1474-nucleotide messenger RNA. RefSeq names its product glutathione S-transferase-like. The transcript is spliced from 10 exons. Bases 27 to 1169 code for a protein of 380 amino acids. Gene Ontology annotation, cellular component: cytoplasm. Gene Ontology annotation, biological process: glutathione metabolic process; L-phenylalanine catabolic process. NCBI's taxonomy places the organism in Eukaryota, Viridiplantae, Streptophyta, Magnoliopsida, Poales, Poaceae. Gene Ontology annotation, molecular function: maleylacetoacetate isomerase activity; glutathione transferase activity. The record is from RefSeq and is a predicted model, not a curated record.
CAGGCCAGGUCGAGCGAAGCUGCCGGAUGGCCGAGCACGAAGCAUUCUUCGCCUCCUGUUGGUUGCACGGUGUCCAUCUCAUCGUGACUGUCAUCCACCUGUCAUCCUCCUGCGGACACGGAGGUCGGAGGCAGCUCGCCGCCAUGGCGACCGCAGCGAAACCCGUCCAGUACAAUACAAUGCCUGGAUCAGCUCAUGCUCCCACGGCGUGUCCGCACUGCACUCAACCCCACAGAGUAUCUUCCUUGGACCCGCCCUCCCAUUUCGUCUCUUGUGUCUCUUCCUCCGUUUUCCUCUGCGCACACCUGAUUUCCUGGUGGCCCCACGCCCCCACCUGCCAAACACUCGGACUUGGCAAACUAGGACCUUUCUUCCCUGCUGCAUUCGGCUCUGCUCUAUCCACUCUGCUCACAAAGGGGGCUAGGAGUAGACUGGAGAUUUGGGGCUUCACCUACUACUGUAUCUCAUCGUCAUCUGUUAGUUCAAUUACCCUGCUACUGCUGAUUGAGGAGGACGAGGAAGCAGCGUCCAUGGAGACAGCGAGGCCCAUCCUGUACAACGCCUGGAUCAGCUCCUGCUCCCACCGUGUCCGCAGCGCUCUCAACCUCAAAGGUGUGGACUAUGAGUACAAGUCAGUAAAUCCCAGGACAGAUCCAGAUUUUGAAAAAAUCAACCCAAUAAAAUAUAUUCCUGCACUAGUAGAUGGGGACAUAGUCGUUUCCGACUCUCUUGCCAUCUCAUUGUAUUUGGAAGACAAAUAUCCUGCACAUCCUCUCCUGCCUAAAGAUCCGAAGAGGAAAGCUCUUAAUCUUCAGAUUGCUAGCAUAGUUUGUUCAAGCAUUCAACCUCUUCAAGGCUAUGCCGUUAUUGGUUUGCAUGAGGGAAGCAUGAGCCCUGAUGAGAGCCUUCAAAUUGUUCAGCGUUAUACUGACAAGGGAUUCAGAGCGAUUGAAAAGCUUUUGGAUGGAUGCGAGAGUAAAUAUGCUACUGGAGAUGAUGUCCAAUUGGGUGAUGUGUUUCUAGAGCCGCAGAUCCAUGCCGGCAUAAAUCGCUUCCAAAUUGAUAUGUCAAAGUACCCGAUUUUGGCAAGACUUCAUGAUGCAUACAUGGAAAUCCCCGCAUUUCAAGCUGCGCUUCCUAAAAAUCAGCCAGAUGCACCAUCGUCGUAAAGAAUCAAGAUUACCAUGCUACAUCGAAAUGCAUGCUUUUCAUUUUCAAUAAUAAGUUGGAAGAGUUUGUUUAAACAAUAAUAAUUUGGAAGGAUGGUAACUGCUUCAGCACUGGGUUGGAUGUUAGCUUACCCAUUCAUGAAGACUCCGUCAUAUGUUUAAGUUGUUUCUUCUCUUCAUUGAUAGGUUGUGUGCUUUUCUAGCAGAGGGCAGUAAUUUAUUCAAGUAUCACCUCGAUGUAACACUACUUGAUAUUAAUAAGAUUUCUCUUUUCGAAAAAAUAUAUGUUUAAGCAGUUCGCUGUU